UCAGCAGACAAGGAGCGAGCGCGGGAGGAGACAAAGAGCUACACCACGCAAUCUCUUGCUAGCGUCGCCUACCUCAUCAACACGCUGGCAAACAACGUGCUGCAGAUGCUGGACAUCCAGGCGUCGCAGCUCCGCCGCAUGGAGAGCUCCAUCAACCACAUCUCACAGACCGUUGACAUCCACAAAGAGAAGGUGGCGAGGCGGGAGAUCGGCAUCCUGACGACCAAUAAGAACACGGCCCGCUCACAUAAGAUCGUUGCCCCGUCCAACAUAGAGAGGCCGGUGCGCUACAUCAGGAAGCCCAUCGACUACAACGUGCUGGACGACAUUGGACACGGAGUCAAGGUGGGAAUCACAAUGAAGAUGAAAAGGAUGAUUUCCAUGUGGUAG
Etheostoma spectabile (orangethroat darter) is the source of this 390-nucleotide messenger RNA. RefSeq names its product abl interactor 2-like. Gene Ontology annotation, biological process: neuron migration. The annotation marks the transcript as partial. NCBI's taxonomy places the organism in Eukaryota, Metazoa, Chordata, Actinopteri, Perciformes, Percidae. The transcript has 2 exons. Gene Ontology annotation, molecular function: signaling adaptor activity; SH3 domain binding. The record is from RefSeq and is a predicted model, not a curated record. Gene Ontology annotation, cellular component: lamellipodium; SCAR complex; actin-based cell projection.